Alnus glutinosa is the source of this 1084-nucleotide messenger RNA. RefSeq names its product GDSL esterase/lipase At5g62930. NCBI's taxonomy places the organism in Eukaryota, Viridiplantae, Streptophyta, Magnoliopsida, Fagales, Betulaceae. The coding region runs from base 72 to 809 and encodes 245 amino acids. The transcript is spliced from 6 exons. Gene Ontology annotation, molecular function: hydrolase activity, acting on ester bonds. The record is from RefSeq and is a predicted model, not a curated record.
AAACUUAGAACUUACUUUGUUACUGACCGACCGUCUCUCUGGCUCUGUAGAGUGAGGGAGUUACAGAGAAAAUGACUCAAAUGAGGCCUCAGAUCGUGCUGUUCGGAGAUUCGAUAACGGAGCAUUCGUUCAGAUCAGGAGGAUGGGGAGCUGCUCUUGCUGACACUUAUUCUCGCAAGGCUGAUAUAGUGAAUCGUGGGUAUGGUGGGUACAAUACCAGAUGGACUUUGUUCUUGCUGCAUCAACUUUUCCCUCUCGAUUCUACAAAACCUCCUGUUGCCGCAACAAUUUUCUUUGGGGCUAAUGAUGCAGCUCUUUUGGGGAGAACCAGUGAAAGACAACAUGUUCCUGUUGAAGAGUACAAGGAGAAUCUCAGAAGAAUUGUUCAUCAUUUGAAGGAAUGCUCCCCCACCAUGCUAGUCGUGCUUAUUACUCCACCCCCAGUUGAUGAGGCUGGACGAAAAGAAUAUGCUCAAUCCGUAUAUGGAGAGAAAGCUGCGGACCUGCCGGAAAGGACAAAUGAAGUGACAGAACUUUAUGCCAAGCAGUGCAUUGCGCUAGCUCAGGAAAUGGGUCUCCGCUCAAUUGAUCUAUGGUCAAAAAUGCAGGAAACAGAGGGUUGGCAGAAGAAAUUCUUAAGUGAUGGGUUGCAUCUGACACCAGAAGGCAAUGCAAUGGUAUACCAAGAAGUCAUAAGAGUGUUCAACGAAGCAUGGCUUUCUGCUGGAGAAAUGCCAUAUGAUUUCCCUCACCACUCAGAAAUUGAUGGGAGGAACCCUGAGCAAGCAUUCCAGCAACAAUGCUUAUGAUCUCACUGUCUGUGACACCUUUAUAUUUGUUUCCAUUUUACAAUUGGGUCAAAGUUGGCUUUCUUGCUUAACCCAAAAAUAAAAAUAAAUAAAUGAAAAACAAAAAGUAAAAGAUAGUGUGUUUCCUGAUUUUUCCCUAGAUGAAUAAGAUCAUUGCUCUGUUUGUUGAUUGCACCAUCGGGCAGUUUUUGGCGUUUUUGCCACUGGAUUGAUCAUGGCGUAUACUGUGAAUAAGAGAUUUCUUGAUCUUCUGUUAAAUGGUCAAUAUUAGUGUA